AUGCCGAACGGCACAUGGCCGUCCCUCCUCAGUCUCGAGCUCAUCACAGCGUGGUACAUCGGCUUCCUGUGCCUCAUCCUGGCUUCAUUCCUGGUCUACUCCGUGGAAAAAGAUUCAAAUACUGAGUUUGAGACCUAUGCUGAUGCCCUUUGGUGGGGACUGAUAACUCUCACCACCAUUGGUUAUGGUGAUAAGGUUCCAAAGACCUGGAAUGGUCGCAUGCUGGCAGCCGCGUUCAGCAUGAUCGGGGUGGCCUUCUUUGCACUUCCUGCUGGCAUCCUGGGUUCUGGCUUUGCCCUGAAGGUACAAGAGCAACACAGGCAGAAACAUUUUGAGAAGAGACGUACCCCUGCAGCAGGCCUCAUCCAGGGUGCUUGGAGGUUUUAUGCUACCAACCUUUCCCGGACAGAUCUGAUGUACACUUGGGAUUUUUACGAACAGACUGUAGCGAUCCCAAUGUACAGACUCAUUCCACCUCUGAAUCAGCUGGACCUGCUGAGGAAUCUGAAGGGAAAGUCAUUCAGGAAGGACUCUCAAGCUGAAACCUCUCCCAGUGAGACCGCAGCUCGGCCUUUUUGAGACGUGCAGUGUCACUUUGCUUCCCAUGCAUGCUUGCUUGUAGCUUCCUGCUGCUUGCCUGACCCACUGAAUGCUCCACUAUGUUCGUAUAUGGACUCCUUCUGCUGUAGGACAUUGCCCAAUUUUACGUUUCCACAGAGUCGGAAGCCCAGCCUGAAGGACAAGGUGUUCCCAAGUCCUUCCAAGGCUCCCGUCGCCAAGGGGAAAGCUCAGUCUCCGGAGGAGGGGACUGAGGCCAGUCCAAGCAAAGUUGCAAAGAGCUUGAGUUUCAAUGAGAAGAACCGAGGGCCAAAGCACGCCUUCAAAGUCCGGGGCAGCGCCUCACGCCAAAAC
This is a messenger RNA of Notothenia coriiceps (black rockcod), 912 nucleotides long. RefSeq names its product potassium voltage-gated channel subfamily KQT member 2-like. NCBI's taxonomy places the organism in Eukaryota, Metazoa, Chordata, Actinopteri, Perciformes, Nototheniidae. Gene Ontology annotation, biological process: potassium ion transmembrane transport. The transcript has 9 exons. Gene Ontology annotation, molecular function: voltage-gated potassium channel activity. Gene Ontology annotation, cellular component: membrane; voltage-gated potassium channel complex. Bases 1 to 579 code for a protein of 192 amino acids. The record is from RefSeq and is a predicted model, not a curated record.